This is a messenger RNA of Austrofundulus limnaeus, 2335 nucleotides long. It is a transcript of the gene opn5, whose product is annotated as opsin 5. Gene Ontology annotation, cellular component: membrane. The record is from RefSeq and is a predicted model, not a curated record. Gene Ontology annotation, molecular function: G protein-coupled receptor activity. The transcript has 7 exons. Lineage: Eukaryota; Metazoa; Chordata; Actinopteri; Cyprinodontiformes; Rivulidae. Gene Ontology annotation, biological process: visual perception; G protein-coupled receptor signaling pathway. The coding region runs from base 348 to 1409 and encodes 353 amino acids.
GCUAAAUAAAACAAACAUUGGUGGUAAUUUUUGACGGUGUAACUUUACAAAGGGAACCCCAUAAAUGCUGGGAGAGUUUUAUUUUGAAAUCUGGCAGGAAGUGAGCUUGGUUUUGACUGUUAAUCAGUUUAACUUCACUGAACCUGAGCGAGAGGCUUGCAGCUGCUCAUCAGUGGAGCAGUAACAGCAUCACAGAGAAGUUGCUGCUGUCGUUUCAUAAUUUGUUUACAUCUGGGACUCAAGAAGUGUUUUUUUAUGUUCUGACAGAGAGAAGAACACAGACUGUGGAGAAACAAAUCUGCCUGGGGAUGUUAGCUGAGUGAUGAGCAAAAGGAUAUUUCCCACUGAUGUUAGUGAUGGAAAACACCACAUACCCCUCAAACAUCCCCCAUUACCUUCUGCGUGGUGACCCGUUUGCUUCAAGACUCUCCAGAGAGGCGGACUUUGUCGCAGCCUUUUACAUCUGUAUCAUCGGUGUUCUGUCUGCGAUCGGAAAUGGCUACGUGAUUUUUAUGACUGUCAAACGCAAGACCAAGCUGAAGCCUCCUGAGCUCAUGACUGUCAAUCUUGCCAUUUUUGAUUUUGGCAUAUCAGUGACAGGAAAGCCAUUUUUUGUUGUAUCUAGUUUCUCACAUCGCUGGUUGUUCGGCUGGAAAGGCUGUCAUUUCUAUGGCUGGACAGGCUUCUUCUUUGGCUGUGGGAGCCUCAUCACAAUGACAGUUGUGAGCCUUGACCGGUACCUCAAGAUCUGCCAUCUCAGAUACGGUACAUGGCUGAAACGCCACCACACCUUCAUAUGCCUGGCCUUUACUUGGGUGUAUGCAAUCUUUUGGGCCACUAUGCCCCUUGUUGGCUGGGGGAAUUAUGCCCCAGAGCCAUUUGGGACUUCCUGCACUCUGGACUGGUGGCUUGCACAAGCCUCUGUUUCUGGUCAGACCUUCGUCAUGGCCAUGCUUUUUUUCUGUCUUCUUCUCCCUGCUGGAAUCAUUGUUUUCUCCUAUGUCAUGAUCAUCUACAAGGUCAAGUCUUCCUCUAAGGAAGUUUCACAUUAUGAUGCCCGCAUCAGAAACAACCACAACCUUGAGAUCAAACUGACAAAGGUAGCAAUGCUCAUUUGUACAGGUUUCUUGAUCGCUUGGAUCCCUUAUGCAGUGGUUUCGGUGGUGUCAGCAUUCGGCGAGCCAGACUCAGUCCCCAUCCCGGUGUCUGUUAUUCCUACAUUAUUGGCCAAGUCGUCAGCUAUGUACAACCCCAUCAUCUACCAGCUUGUGGGCAUGAAAUGCACACGUUUGUCCACCUGUUGCAUAGCCAUGAAGAAACGAAAGCAUUUUAGAGAGACAAGGUUCCACACCAUCUCUGGCCCAGUCAAGGAAACAGAACCAGACACAAAAGCUCAAAUCAAGAUAUGAAGAGAAAAGAGGAAAAUAAGAGAUCUUUCACCUGUUCACCUUGGACUGCAUGCUUUAUUCCCGACCCUCUGUGGUGUUUUACACUCCAAUCAAUUACUCACUGCCUGCUGUGAAGUAAUCAUCAGUUCACCUUUACCACUGGUCCCUGAGGCGCCAUCCACACAGGGAGCACAUUUGAUAAUAAUUGAACCUUUUAUUUUUUGUCAGUUUAGCCUUGCAUCCAUAUGGAAACAGUGUUUGGGAGCACCAGAAGAAGAAUGGAAAAUGUAAUGUUGAUUCCUUCCUUGUGUUUUUGUGUAGACAGCCAUAAUCCAACCUUUUGAAAAUCAUUAUGUCAAAGACCCAUGAACCCAACUAAAACCCAAACAUGUGAGGUGUCAAAAAAAAGACAGAUUCUGUUUUUGUGUUCAUCCUACAGAACCUGGUUACUAGGAUUGCUUCAGUUAGCAGAGAGCACUGAUGAACAAAAACAAACACCUCACAAAGGAGAACCAAAUGAAGAAAAAGGAAAAACUUUGGGUUUGGCUUUUACAUUUGGAACUUAGCAUGCAAGCUUUAUGCACAGGGUCUUUUCUAUUAUGUAUUUUUUGUGUAUUUUUGUAGCAGUGUUACAACGUGACCAAUAAUGCUUUGAAUUGUUUGUAGUUUUCCAUGUGAAUGAAUACAUUUUUUAAAGUGUUGCCAUGUUUAUGAAGGUAUUUGUAGAAAUUACAGAAAAAAAAAUAUUUUUUUGAAAAAUCAGUUUUCAUGUGGACAAGGUCUGAGUCCCCCAGCUUGGUUUUCCCAAGUGUAAAAUAAAUUCUCAUUGUUUAGCACAGUACAUUAUUCCCUUGGCUGUUAAAAAAUUACUACUAACAUUUUAAUAUUAUUUAGCACAAUGUUGUUACAUUUUGUUGUUUUUGUUGUUGUUUUGUUGUUGUUGUUGU